AUGCAUUAUGCGAAACAUGUUUCCAGGGGCUCAAGCCUGGACGACUCUGGCCACGAAGGAUCCGACCUCAGCCUCAACAUCCCAGACCACGUUUUCCCUGAAAUAAUCCCGAUACCAGAUCCCAAACUACUCUACGUAAAUGCGCACGCAGAGCGCGACCGUCGUCUUCGCCUCUUGAUCCGUCGAUAUUCGAAUCAGAUCCAAUAUGGUUGCAGGAAUGUCAACUGCACGACUCCGACCUGCCUGAGCUACAGAAAGAGAAACAGUACUGGUCCUCUGAGGAGAUACACCGAACUCAGCGCUCGGACUUUGGCUUGUCAACUGGUAGAAGAAUGUACACGAAAUGGCAAAGAACCACUCUCAGGACUAUGUCAGAACGAUCCGGUGGUGCCGUGGUAUGAGGACCCAGCGGUCACAAAGAAAAGAAGGAACAGCCUAGAGAGGUUAGGACAUCACCGGUAUGAGAAUGGGCACUUGCCAAAAUGCCCGACCACAAUACAGCGCCACAAAGAGUCAACCAGGAACGGGUCUGGGACAGAGCAUGCGCUGCCACGACGACCUACCCAAGAUGGAAUUGUGCAGGCUGGUCGACAUCUGCGGUCGCUGGAUGUCACCAAAAAUGACGAGGAAAUUGCCGAAGGGAUUAUCAACAUCCUGAACUCAUCCUUCACAAAGGAUCGUCCUAUCAAGGAGGGACAGGAAGAAGGCGAAGAGGGCGAUGCGAAAGACAAUAUUCUCCAUGCGUCACCAGCUCCGCCGAAACAGAAAGAUAUGGCAUCAUUCACACAGACUCUGUUUGAUAUGGUGCCGCUUCGACUUUUAAGUUGGUUGCCGGCAAGGACUCGUCCUCCAUCAGAGUCUUCGAAAUUACCAGAUGAUCCGGAGAUCCAGCAACAGGACGUUCCCAACAAAGAAGUUUCAGAGACCGACAAUCCUGCAGGGGAUAGAGUCGGAGUCUCCAAAGCCAGUUCAACUGGUCAUCAAUGCGAAUCGCUCAAUGAUCGGACGUCCCUAAACUACUCACUGCGAACACUCACAUGGAAUAGCAUGACGUGGAUGCGAUCAAUGCAACGCACUGAAGACCAGGAAGUUUACCAAAGGAAAUAUCUCCCAUUUUUGAAACAAAGUUUGUUUUAUUGCCUUAAUGAUCCCGAACGCCUGAUCAGAUCCAUCAAGAAUUUCCAAGACAGCUAUGGUCCUCAGCGGAAGAAAACAAAGCCAGAGAAUGAGACUAGCGGGUCUCCCGCAUCCAAUUUACCCUCCAAUCACUCUCAACGAGACCUUGUGAACUCGAACCCUUGGCCUAUGAUUAGUACGCGGACGAAGUUUGACAUGGAAGCAUUGUUAGCGAGCCUUUCCUACCUUGACAAUUUCGGCCAACGCGACUUAAUUCUCAACUGCAUAUUUACUGCACUGCAGCACUCAUAUCGUUUACCUUCAUGGCUGCAGGAUCGCUCAUCGGGAAAGCAUGGUCGCUCGACAAGCGGAAGUGGUGAAGGAGCAUCUCUCAUGGAACGGAAACUCUCUCACACCACCAUUACACACGACAUAUUAUGCAAUCCAUCGACGCAACCUGGCAGUCCACUUGAGAACGGGAAGUUGUUGGUCCCGCUGAAGGACAACCAGGUAACCGAGAUGUGUCUCGUCGCUCUUAUGUCUAUCGCUUCCCUGAUUUUCGACGGCCGACAUCGUGACUUCUGGGGUCAAAAAGUUAGCUUUUCUCGGUUUGCAGCGUUGAGAAAUAGUGGCCUUGCCCAUUCACGUUGGCCCAAAAAUGUUGGCGCUGACGAGACAAAGCAAUGGACACUCCAACUUGUGGGGUCAAUGAUCAAGGCUAUUGACGUCUGUGAAGAUUGGUCUGUCCUACGCCUGCUCACUGCCAUUAUGGACAUCAUCAGUCAUCGACUGACCGUAGCCAAAUGGACUGCAAACUUGAAGAAGCCGAGUUCUCCGAAAGCUGCCAAAAGGACGAUUGUCGAGUCACUGAUAGACCGAUUUGAUCGAGACACACUAGAAGGAUGGGACGAGUUUGAAAAGAAUUCCAGUUGGAUAGGAACGGCUGUCAUUGAGUUGGCCAGAACCGUCAUACUCAAGAACUGGGAUCGCCGUCCGAUUAUUCGACGUGCAGGGCCUGUUGGCGGCGCACUCGAGCUUUUGGCUGGAAUAUAUCGCGAAAGAAAAGAGCUGAAUUUGGAUUUGGACCUAUUCCACAUGCCAUUCAUCGCCGAUACUUUCGACGAGCUGUCUAUGCCCUCCGAAUGGCUGUCUUUCCGCGCAGACACGCGUCACAUGCAUCUCCUGUCAUUCUCCUUCCUGUUCGAACCGGCCACUCUAGUCAGGUAUUUCAGAGCAGUCAACAUUGAGAUGAUGCGAAAAUCACACGAGAACGCUACUCUUGUUUACAACGACACCAGGCAUUAUAUGUGGGCCCCCGCAAUUCCAAUUUACGGAGCAACAGAAAUAUUGACACAUUUGCGGCCUCACAUGGCCAAGUUUUUUGUCCUUACAAUUCGAAGAGACAAUGUUUUGAACGAUGCGAUCAACCAGAUAUGGCGCCGACAGCGAAGAGAACUCAUGCGGCCUUUGCGUGUUCGACUCGGUAAGGAUGAGGGUGAAGAUGGUCUCGAUCAUGGCGGUGUCCAACAAGAAUUCUUUCGAGUGGUGUUUGCCGAAGCCCUCCGACCAGAUUACGGCAUGUUUACCGUAGAUAGCACGACAAGGAUGACUUGGUUUCAACCAGGUUCGUUCGAGCAACUCUACAGAUUCGAAGCGCUGGGUAUCCUGAUGUCAAUUGCCGUGUACAAUGGCAUUACGCUACCUGUCACCCUCCCGUUAGCUUUCUACCGCAAAAUUCUGGGACUAAAAGUGAAGAAACUCGAGCAUAUCGCCGAUGGCUGGCCUGACUUGACGCGGGGCCUGAGAGCUUUGCUGGAAUGGGCUGACGGAGACGUGGGCGAUGUUAUCGCCAGAACGUACGAAUUCAGCUAUGAUCUAUGCGGCAGCACCGUCACGGUCGAUAUGCAGAAGAUCGGCCGGGAUGACCCCUGGCCACCAGCCAGAGCGCGGCGCAGCAGCAAGAAGGGCAAAGAAAAAUCCAAAUCGACGUCCUUCGAACUCCCCAUCGAACCGACACUCACUCCACCUGCUCAGCCUUCGCCGAAUCUAAAUCCCACCAUUGUCCCCGUCCUGAGCAGAACGUCCUCUGUGGAAAUUAAAGGCAUCUCCACCCCCUCGAGCAUUGAUAGCGACAUGCUCGCAGAAGAAGCCGGAGCUGGAGCUUCACUCGUCACCAACGCCAACCGCACGCAGUACGUCAAAGACUACAUACUCUGGCUCACGCACAAGUCCAUCGAGCCUCAAUACGAAGCCUUCGCCAAAGGUUUCUACACCUGCCUAGACCGCACGGCCCUCUCCAUCUUCACGCCCGAGGCCCUCAAGUCUGUGGUCGAAGGAUACCCAGAUAUCGACAUCGACGAGCUCGAGCGUACCAUCACCUACGACGAGUACGAUAAAGAGUCGCCUACGAUCGUGGAUUUCUGGCAUGUCGUCCGCAGUUUCAGCCCCGAACAGCACAGGCAAUUACUCGAGUUUGUGACCGCGAGUGAUCGCGUCCCUGUCAAUGGGAUCAAGAGUAUACAGUUCAUCGUGCAGAAGAAUGGUGAUGACGACAAUAGGUUGCCGAGCAGUAGCACCUGCUAUGGUCGCUUGUUAUUGCCGCAGUACUCAAGUCGACAGGUCUUGGAGGAGAAGUUGACCAAGGCUAUUGAGAAUUGUGUUGGUUUUGGGACAUUGUGA
Molecule: messenger RNA, 3795 nt
Organism: Rhinocladiella mackenziei CBS 650.93
Lineage: Eukaryota; Fungi; Ascomycota; Eurotiomycetes; Chaetothyriales; Herpotrichiellaceae
Exons: 1
Coding region: 1-3795 (1264 amino acids)
Biological process (GO): protein polyubiquitination
Molecular function (GO): ubiquitin protein ligase activity
Source: RefSeq, a predicted model, not a curated record